UUGUGACUUCAAUCUUUACAACUAAUAUAACUAACUGAUUUGACGAUGAGCCACUACAAGUACCUGUUCAAGAUCCUCGUGCUGGGUGACUGCGGUGUGGGCAAGUCCUGCCUGCUGAUGCGCUUCUCGGAUGACCGCUUCACCGGGAAGUACCUGUGCACGGUGGGCGUGGACUUCAAGGUGCGCAGCGUGGAGGUGGCCGGUCAGGUGGUGAAGCUGCAGGUGUGGGACACCGCCGGCGAGGAGCGCUUCAAGUCUCUGCUGCCGGCCUAUUAUCGCGGUGCCCAUGGCAUUCUGCUCGUCUACGACACCACAUCGGCCAGCAGUUUCCGCAGCAUCGAUGGCUGGCUGGAGGAGAUCCGUCGCAAGUGUCCGGAUAGGGUUAACGUUCUGCUGGUGGGCAACAAGUGCGAUGAUCUGGAGCAUCGCCAGGUGAGCCUGGAGCAGGCCCUGCACUAUGCCGAUCGUCGGUCACUCGGCUUUCGAGAGGUUUCCGCCAAGAGUGGCGCGAAUGUAAAUUACGUAUUCGCCGCGUUGGCCGUCGACAUAUUCAAUCGUCUGGUGGCUUCUGCACCCAAUCGCUUGUCAGCUGGGCAGAAUGAUAGGGAUGAGUCGGAGGACAGGGCGAAGUCACCGGUUGAAAAGAUUCAUCUAGUUCGCAAAGGUCGGCUGAGGUCCAGAAACAUCGAACCCUGUUGUUGAACAUCUCGUUUAGCUAUAUUUCUUAUGACCAUUUUUGGAUUAUGUAUGUUUUUAAAAUCGAAAUAAUGUUUACUUGUCCAACAAGCUGCUUAAAAUUAA
Drosophila teissieri is the source of this 801-nucleotide messenger RNA. It is a transcript of the gene Rab9D, whose product is annotated as ras-related protein RABD2a. Gene Ontology annotation, molecular function: GTPase activity; GTP binding. Bases 46 to 702 code for a protein of 218 amino acids. The record is from RefSeq and is a predicted model, not a curated record. The transcript has a single exon. Gene Ontology annotation, cellular component: endosome; plasma membrane; synaptic vesicle. Lineage: Eukaryota; Metazoa; Arthropoda; Insecta; Diptera; Drosophilidae. Gene Ontology annotation, biological process: Golgi vesicle fusion to target membrane; protein secretion; regulation of exocytosis.